AUGGCGCAAGUUGAGGUUGAUCCCCAUUUCGGGGCAGAGUUAAGGGACGCCUUUAAGCCCGUCAAUGCCUGGGUUUCCAGCGGGAUCGGCUGGCUGGACGAAAUUCAACAAUUCUAUCGAGAACGCGGCGCCCUCGAGAAGGAGUAUGCCUCGAAAUUGACGGCACUAUGUCGAAAAUACCUUGAUCGCAAGUCAAAGAAGUCCAGCAGUUUAAGCGUGGGGGACACCCCGGCGAUGACUCCCGGGUCACUGGAAUCUGCUUCAUUAACAACGUGGACUACACAACUGUCGGCUAUCGAAGCCGAAGCAGCAGAACGAAAUAAGUUCGGCGCAGACCUGGAAUUUCGGAUCGCCGAACCCUUGAAACAAGUCGCGGCCCGGUACGAAGAGCUUCGCAAGCAUCACGUCGAGUGGUCUAGUAAACUGGAGAAGGAACGGGACGCUUCUUAUAGUGAUUUAAAGAAGGUCAAAGGGAAAUACGACGGAGUUUGCCAGGAAGUCGAAAAUCGACGGAAGAAAAUGGAGUCGGCGUUCGACCAUGGCAAAGCAAAAGCUCAAAAUGCCUAUCAACAGCAAGCCGCGGAAAUGAACAACGUGAAGAAUACCUAUCUAAUUGCAAUCAACGUCACUAAUAAACUGAAAGAGAAAUAUUACUACGAAUAUGUCCCGGAACUGCUUGACGGCCUGCAAGACCUCAACGAGACUCGAGUAGCGAAGCUCAAUUCAAUUUGGACACUGGCUGCUCAACUAGAAAAAUCUCUCGUGUCGAAAACGGACGAACAUAUUUCGCAUGUGAUCUCUGAAAUCCCACGCAACAAUCCUAAACUUGAUUCUAUGAUGUUCAGCCGACACAACGUUACCAACUGGCAAGAGCCAAUGGACAUUCAAUUCGAACCGAGCCCUGUGUGGCACGACGAUGCAAGUAUGGUCACCGAUGAAGCUGCAAAGAUAUUCCUUCGGAACCUCCUGAGUAAAAGUAAAAGCCAAAUGAAGGAGAUGAAGGGAGAAGCUGACAAAAAGCGGAGGGAGGUCGAGAAUGCGAAGAACGUGCGCCAAAGUAUUCGGGAUGGCAAAGACAAGCGCGACGAGGUAGAGGUUGUUCGUGCUAUUUUCUCGAUGCAGGAAGAUUUACAUCAACUCGACCGCAAGCGGCUGACAGCCGAAGUGGAAACGUCGACCGUCACUUCAGUUGUAGGGGAUUUAUCAUUUGGGGCCAAAAACCAUAAUUUCAGGCAACAAACUUUCAAAAUCCCGACGAAUUGUGAUCUUUGUGGCGAUCGGAUCUGGGGCCUUUCCGCUAAAGGGUUUGACUGUCGAGAUUGUGGAUAUACGUGCCACAAUAAAUGCGAGAUGAAGGUCGCCCCAGAAUGCCCGGGAGAGCAAACCAAGGAGGAAAAGAAGAAAUUGAAAGCGGAGCGGCAAGAAGCCGCCAACGCAACUCGCCCAUAUGAAGCUUCUACAACGACGACAAGUGCAGCUGAACUGCCUACACUCAGUCGUCGUGAUACGAUGAUUCUCUUAGCUCCGGAUACGCAGCUAGUGCAGCUAGAUCGACAUCUGCUCUUUCAAGUCAGACUACAGACACGGGACCUACGGAGUUGCCCGCCGCAUCGUCCCCGGCGAAGAAGCUGCUACUCUGAGAAGCAUCGAGUCGUGGCUCCUCCGCCUCAGCAAUACGUAAGCUCUCCGCCGCCUGUCACAAAUGGCGGGUCUACUUCGAAAUCCAGCGAGCCCCGCGGGAAAAUGCUCUAUCCGUAUCAAGCCAACGGGGAAGAUGAAAUAAGCGUCGACGAGGGACAAACUGUUCUCGUUGUCGAACCUGACGAUGGCUCAGGCUGGAUCCGUGUUCGUGCGGGACAAUCCACCGGGCUUGUUCCCGCAUCUUAUGUUGACGCGAGCCCACCGUCGGAGCGCGAAGGUCGACCGGAAUCUACAUACUCUGCAUCGAGUGCAUCACUGGCGAACAGCAUCGCCAACAAGCGCCGCGGCCCGGCCGUCGCCCCGAAACGCGGCGCUAAGAAACUCCAGUACGUCAUCGCCUUGUAUGACUACCAAGCGCGUACGGAAGUUGAAUGGAGCAUGGUUGAGGGUGAUAAGUUUGUGCUUAUCAACCGCGACAGCGGAAAUGGAUGGGCGGAUGUAGAGAAGGGCGGCGUGACGAAAUGUGUGCCGGCGAAUUAUAUCGAGGAUGUUGCAUAA
Molecule: messenger RNA, 2199 nt
Organism: Uncinocarpus reesii 1704
Lineage: Eukaryota; Fungi; Ascomycota; Eurotiomycetes; Onygenales; Onygenaceae
Exons: 6
Coding region: 1-2199 (732 amino acids)
Biological process (GO): regulation of actin filament polymerization
Molecular function (GO): protein binding
Source: RefSeq, a predicted model, not a curated record